Molecule: messenger RNA, 919 nt
Organism: Hylaeus anthracinus
Lineage: Eukaryota; Metazoa; Arthropoda; Insecta; Hymenoptera; Colletidae
Product: estradiol 17-beta-dehydrogenase 8
Exons: 4
Coding region: 139-879 (246 amino acids)
Molecular function (GO): oxidoreductase activity, acting on the CH-OH group of donors, NAD or NADP as acceptor
Source: RefSeq, a predicted model, not a curated record
GCAGUUUAAAAAAAAAAGUAUUUGAAAUUUUCAAACAUGAUUCGCCAAUCGGCAAAACAAAUUUCUUCAAUACCUACCGAAUAUUCCAUUACGUAAUUUAUUUGUUGAUGUGGUACAAUAGUCUGUUAAGCAACAAAGAUGGUAGCUGGAAAAAUAGCUUUUGUAACAGGUGCUGGAAGUGGUAUAGGUAGAGAAGUAUGCCGUCUUUUAGCAAAACAAGGAUCCAAGGUUAUCGCGGCGGAUAGAAAUUUACAGACUGCUCAAGAAACCGUAGAUACUUUGAAUGAUUCUAACCAUUUAGCGCUACAGUUAGAAGUCUCGAAUCUAUCUAGUGUUAAGGAGGCAUUUAAAAGUGUGAUAAAUAAAUAUUCCAAACCACCCACUAUUGUGGUCAAUUCUGCGGGUAUUACUCGUGAUCAAUUUAUAUUGAAACUUUCCGAAGAUGAAUUCGAUCGAGUACUCGACGUAAAUUUAAAAGGGACAUUUCUUGUUAUCCAAACAGCAGUGAAAGAAAUGAUUGAUGCAGACGUGAAUAGAGGAAGCUCAAUUGUUAACGUGGGUUCUAUUAUUAGCGUAAAUGGAAACAUGGGUCAAGCUAAUUACGCGGCGUCGAAAGCUGGCGUGGAAGCCCUUUCAAAGACUGCAACUUUAGAAUUUGGACAAUUUGGGAUCCGUGUUAAUACCGUAUUGCCAGGAUUUAUAGAAACACCUAUGACAGAUAUUGUACCUGACAAUGUGAAACAGAUGUUUAUAAAAAGAAUUUCUCUUCGACGAAUGGGAAAACCAUCAGAAGUAGCAGAAGUUAUAACAUUUUUAGCAUCUAGCAAAAGUUCUUAUGUCAAUGGUGCAUCUAUUAAUGUUACAGGGGGAAUGCUUUAAAGCUAUGUACUUUCCACAAAGAUAAAUAUUUUUACAAGGU